Messenger RNA from Dibothriocephalus latus, 243 nucleotides. The record is from the annotation of a GenBank genome assembly. Lineage: Eukaryota; Metazoa; Platyhelminthes; Cestoda; Diphyllobothriidea; Diphyllobothriidae.
AUGGUCUCGAUUGCGCACCCACAUCCGCCGGUGACGGUGUACGGGUUUGAAGCGCCCGAUGGUUUCUUCGGUUAUCGCAAACGUCUGCCCUCAACCUCCGCAGACGUUGCUACUGUCAAACCGUUUGUGCCUCCGGCCACCAGGAAGAGGACUUCAGCCAGCUUCUCUGUCAGUGGCAGACGACCAACCUCGGCUGUUUUUUCAGACAAGACCCCGAACAGGUCGAAACCUGGCUCUAGGUCU